AGAUUUAGCAAGGUGGAAGCUGCCAUGAGAUGAAUAUAGUAGACAAGUUAGAGGACCUGGAGAAUCAGGUAUGGUCCUCAGAUCUGUACGUGAGACAGGAAGCUAGCUCGGAGCUGCUCACUGUUCUGUCAGAAGCUAACGAUGAGGUGUUCGACGGUAGUUCCUUUCAGUGGGACUCCAUGUGCGGUGGUCUUGCUAGAUGGAUAUCCGGAACUAACUUCAAGAUAUCGUUGGUAGCUUUGAAGGCUAUCACCAUGAUCGCAACCCGAAUGGGCGAGGAUUUAGCUCCAACCCUCAGUACCUUGCUUCCUGCUAUAAUAGACAGAUUAGGAGAUACUAAAGAUUCUGUAAGAAAAGAGGCAGCUUCUCUCAUACAAGUUUUGAUGAGCUACGUCAAAACUCCAAAGACGAUUUUGGAUGAAAUAGUGCCAAAGGUAAUGGAUCAUAAGAAUGCUAAAGUUAGGGAGGGAAUGUUACUCUGCAUUUCUGAGACUCUGCAAAAUUUUGGACACAAGGAGUUGUCAAUCAGUAAAGUAAUCCCGUCCAUACUGGAGCUAGCAAGUGACAAUAGCGCCCCAGUCAGGGACCAGGCUGUAGAUACACUGUGUGAAGUGUAUAAACUUGUUGGGGAACCUAUCAGGAAUGAUAUUCUCAAGCGCAGAACUCUUCCUUUCCAAAAAGAGAAGAUGAUAAUACAGAGGUUUGAUGACCUGUUCCAAGCAGGGCUAGUUAACUCUGAUGGAUUAUCUGAUCGUGUACCUUCUGAUGAGUCAUUGAAUAGUGAACCGGAGAAGGUUAAAACUGUCGAGCGAGGUGGAGGCAAGAUAUCGAAGAGCACCUCGUCUGGAACCCUCAACAAACGAGCCAUGCCUCUCAAGAAGAGUGCCUCCAGCCACAAAGCUAAAGGUUCAUUCCACACCAUCUCUCCAGCUGACAACUUAAACGGUGGAUUGGUAGUAGCCGACAGCGGGCUUCUGACUGAGGAAAAUCUAGAUGAGUACAUCAAAGAUUACAACACUGUUAAUAUAUCGUCUCCUAAAGAGUUGGCAGACUUUUGUAACGCAUGUGCCGAUAUCAUGGAGAAUUCUGACGAUUGGGAAAAGCGAAUAGUCGCCCUGCGAGAUCUCAGAGGUGUAAUGUUUUGCGGAGUAGAUCACUUUAAGGGUUUCAAAUUAACAAUUACUGGAAUGUCACGAGCCAUCGAGAAAACAGUCAAAGACUUGAGAUCACAAGUGGUCAGAGAAGCUUGUGUUACCGUCUCAGCCAUGUCAACUGAAUUGGGGAACGAUUUCGGCUCGUGUGGAGAAAAAUUACUGACGGCCUUAUUCUCUCAGCUCUUAGUCAACGUCAAGAUUAUGAAUUUAUCUGCUCAUGUUUGUUUGCGACGUGUUAUCGCGUGUACUCAGUAUCCAAAGAUGUUGCCUAUAAUUUGCGAACAGAUGAAAUCUAAGAGUCCAAUGUGCCGGAAGCGGGCAGCCGAAUACAUUGAACUCAUUUUCCAACUAUGGGAACUCAAUAUCAUCACAAAAAACUUGUCAAUAUUAGAAGGUACCAUCAAGAGUGGAAUUAAUGACGCAGACUCAGAUACAAGGAUAUUUUCAAGAAGGACAUUCUGGCUCUACAAUGAAUUUUUCCCCAAAAAUGCUGAAAAUAUGAUGAAAACGUUUGAUACGUCGAAGAAAAAGAUGCUGCAAGAAACCAAAAUGGGAAAAUCGGCAGCUCCCGGCGCUGGUGCCACUAAUACCUUGAAACGGACGAAGAAGAACUUAGCUCCUGGAUCCUCAGCUACCCUUCCCAAAAAGCCUACAAUGAGCAAGAGUACUCCAGAUCUUUCUCAAUUGGGGAAACCAUCAACUCUACCAAGACAGCCAAAAACUCCUGCAAGAGUUCAAGGAGUGACGGACAGUAAAACCCCGGUAGGAUCUAAAACCCCGGGUGGAAGUACCUUCAAGCGUCACAGUGGACAGUACAGUUCUUAUCGAGCACCAAGAAGCACCACCGCCUCCCCUGCCAACGAGAAAACUCGUCAAGGAGUGGUCAAGAGCAAGAGCACCGUCCUGUCUCCCUCGCUCUCACGUGACCCCGCCACUGGAGUCAAAAAGAGCAAGAGUGGAGUUAUGCGGAGUAAGAUUGGGCCCGUUGGUGGCUCACUCACCCAGCCCCGACAGACUCGUCGCCCAAGCGAAAGGACUGGAACAGUAAUAAGCAGAUCAGACGUUAGAGAAGCUAUUGAACAACAGAAUCGUCCAUCGCUUGAUCGUUCAAAGUCGUCAGCUGGAGGCUACAGAGACCGAGGUGGUUCUGAGUUUUCCGAUGACGGUAGACCUCAGUCCUCAAGAUCGGGUAAAAGCAGAUCUAACAGGCCGACCAUGACUCUGGAUGACAUAGAAGCAGCUCGUAUUGCAGCAGCUCUAACAUCACAUAGAGAGAAGGAGCUAGCGAGGGAAGGGGGUGCCAGUGAGUUUGAUAGGGACAUGGAAGAGAUAAAAGAGUCACACAGAAGGGGCCGUCACUCCUCCAGUGAUGGUGGUAAGAGGCAGAAGCGAUCACGUUCUAGCGGACCCCGAGCUAGAUCUCGCCCAACUACUAACGUCAAUAAGGACGAUAUAAAAAUUGCACAAGCUGCCAACAACGAUGCGCGUUUAUCUCGACAGUCAUCGUCGUUGCAAGUGGACGAUUAUAGUUCUGUCGAAGGUUAUGCUACUAUCAAAAGGCGACCCAAAGGUGGCAGGAAGUCUCGGACUUCUGAUACUGAAGCUAUGGAAGUCGACAGAAGAAGAUCGUCAGUUCAAUCGGGUGGUAUGACAGAGGAGGAAUUCAUGAGAAUACACAUGGAUCUUCCGGCAGGCCGAUCUUCCAGCAGAACGAGUGACAACUCUUCCGGGCGGGGGCAGAUCGAGGACUCGGACAGCAGAACGGCGGCCCGGUCUGGGAGCGCGACUGGAGGCGUGAGAAGAAGCGUGAGUGCCCGAUCAGUCAACAGUAUCGUAUCAAGCGAGACCAGGUCCGCUACUCUGCGACGAGCGAAUAACAGAGCUAGUCCUGGCCGAGCAAGUCCAGCUAGCACUAGCAGCAGCAGGACUGCUGCUCAGCAGACCGCACCACGCACUCCUUCCAUCCGGAAAAGUGCUUCCGCUAAUCUCAACCAAGACAGUCUUGCUUCUGCGUUUGGAAGAGGCACCAUCCCCAGGAUGACAAGUCAGGACAGUAUUGCCUCCUCUACUGACAGUAGUUCACAUGAUGUGAUAAGAUAUAGAAGAAGGCGGUUGUCAAGCGCGGGAAGCAACCAAAGUUCGGUCAAGUCUAGAAUGGAGGACAUACAAGAAAUAGUGCGAGCAUCAGAGAGCAGCAGCUGGAAGAUCCGAGAAGAAGGAGUCCACAAACUGAAAGUAAGGAUCAACGAAGAAAGAGGAUUCAACACUAGAGAGAGGAGAAUGGUCCUUCAUCUGUUCGAGCAAAUGCUCAACGAUAACCACGCUAAAAUCCUCGGAACAACGCUGGAUGUUUUAGACGAAUUCCUGGCUCUUUACCGAACCAACCUAACAGACUGGGGAGCCACCAUCCUAGCCAAGGCUCUCUACCUACAGAGCAUGAAACAAACCCAGAGUAACUUCGACCGUGUCAUGAGAUUACUGGACACCUUACACCGCUCCUUCCCGUACGAUUUACAACUGACCUGGUGUUUCUCUAUCCUGGACUCCAGACAAGUCAACAGCAACGCUAAGAUGAAGGGAACCUUGUUGGAGUAUAUGUCCUGUACUUUCGAAGUCAUGGACCCCAUGGAGUUUAUUCAAACCAAAGAGAGCACCAUUGGACUGAAAGUCUUGCUUCAAAGCUCAACAGAUCCGAAGAGACUUUCUUUAGAUGUUCAGAGUUGUAUCGGUUUUGAUAAAACUGCCCACGAGAGAGUAAAAAAAGCUAAUGCGCCGGAUAUCAGGAAAAAGAGUGCUACUCUGAUAGCAACAAUGUUUAGACACAGUCCACCAGUUUUUAGCAGUAUUCUCAACACAGUUACUGAACAAGAGCAGGGUCAGUGUGUGAUGUUAUUACAAGAGACGGUCCCCAACAUGAUGUCCCAGGAGAGUGAAGUAUUGAUGGGCUACCCAGGCUACAACAAGAUCGUGUCUGAUCAUCAGUCCGCUACUUCUGAGGAAUCUGCUUCUCUUUUCGAUGCUAUAAACCAGAGUUCCCAUAGGUUCGGCUCCAGUCCAGGGAGCUACACUUUCGACGUUGACGCGGAGAACAUCAACCCAGACAUACUGAACAGUCCAGUCAGCAAGAUAAGUCUGGACAAGGAUCGGGAGAACAGUUUCAGCGAGCAGCGUGAUAGAUCUCUCACUGCAGAGCUUCAGGCCGUUUCUAAUUUGAACAACAAUACCAACGGAGGAUCAGCAUCAUCACCCCUCCUCCAGUCUCCAUCACUCAACGGAAGUAUGGCUGAAAACAACAAAGUGUUUGCCGUUUUGGAGGCACUUCUCGGCGGCACUCAAGAUGAGAAAUCAGCCGCUCUGAUUGAGUCUCUGAACCUGCUGAAAGAGGACACCUCUAUAAACGAGGAGAACAGCUACGAUCUGCUGAGUGCCAUUAUGAGUUGCACUGAAGAGGAUGACACGGAGCUGGUGUCUAAAUCUCUGAAAGUUCUCAACAAGUUCCUGGUUUAUCAGGCAGACUACAUGGCCCCUCACUGCGAGGAGGUUGUUACUAAGAUCGUCAGGGCUAAGUGCCCCAUGCAGCACGCUGAUAGUGAAUCACUGUACCAACUGCUUGUUAUGGUGUACAAAACAGAAGCUAUCUUGAAUCUGCUAGUUCCGAUGUUGCAGCAUGAGACUUAUCCAGUCUUGCUGUCCGUUAUCAACCUACUAUACUCAACGCUGAAGCAGAACACUCCAGAAUCACAGUCGAAGUUGGAGUCCCGCCUCCCCGCUCUGUGUGCAGCAGUGUGCCCACAGUGCUCGCACGUGGAGACAAAUGUCAGGAAACAAAGCAUCUUCUGCCUGGUGGAGUUACUCCUCAUAUUCGGGACUGAAAGGGUGGACACCAUGUUGGACUCCCUAACUGUCAGCCAGAAAAAGCUGGUGUACCUGUACUACAACCGGCAUCAGCGUAACGUACGGUGAAAUCCCACACUCCGACAUUUUCGUCACCCGAUCUAACACGAAGUUAGAGACCGGACGAGCAAUAAGUAAAUUUAUAUCACGACAAUCAACGCCGUGUAUGUGUGCUGAGCAGAGAUUAUGAUAUAAUUCAGAACGGAGAAACUGUGGUUAAUGGAAAGCUGGUUUUGUGGUUCGAAUUGAUUGAGACAGUCUAGGAUCGGACGAAUCUGAUACGAUGACUCUGGUGGUUUGCUUGUUUUUAUUAGUAUCGUGGUAAGAAUACUGGCGAUACGACUUCCUUCUUGAAUUGGUUAAUUUGGAAACUUAAACGUCUUCUACUCUGAGAACAACUGAAUAAGUUCAGUUACCUCGAUUUUGUUAGAGCCUGAAAGUGCAUCAGCAACGAAUGCUUGGUAAAGGCCGAUAUGACCUGAACUUUUCGGUAUUUUGCUUUAGUUCGGAUUAUAAUUUCCGAUACGCUGAACCUGCUGCGUUGCUAUUAUUGAUAUUAAUAUGGGCAUGUUUUUUCGCAGAAUUAUGUUUAUCUUCAUAAACUUGUAGCGAUAGUGCUUGGGUAUUGAAUUAUAGAAUACAUGCACCCAAAAUUGUUAAUAAAGCCAAACAUCGAUUUUGUUAACGCAAGUUAUUUACACUAAUCAUAAUAAUAUGUACAUUUCUAUUAUUCCUGCAUAUGUUAUUUACUGUAGUUAAAGCGAAACAGUACCAUCGUUAAUAGUAUUGAAGGGUAGAAUUAGUUCGUGCGAUUCAUAAUUGUUUAAAUGUUAGAUUUCAUGUAAAUUGGCCCCCUUUACUCGGGUAAAGAUAGAACUAGCAGUUAUUGAUGUGUGUUAAUCAGCAAAAGAAAUAAUUUGUAAAUCUUUGAAACUUAUCAUUUUUACUUUUUUCCCGUUAUGAGCGAUCUCCGAACAACAUCAACACCUUUGACCGGGGUUUGAAAAUUCAAUCAUUAUUUAUGAAAUGUAACAUCAUGUUUACACACAGUUUUAUAUUUGAAGGAAUAA
Bolinopsis microptera is the source of this 6118-nucleotide messenger RNA. Its product is annotated as CLIP-associating protein 1-A-like. The transcript is spliced from 33 exons. NCBI's taxonomy places the organism in Eukaryota, Metazoa, Ctenophora, Tentaculata, Lobata, Bolinopsidae. Gene Ontology annotation, biological process: mitotic spindle assembly. The record is from RefSeq and is a predicted model, not a curated record. Gene Ontology annotation, molecular function: microtubule binding. Gene Ontology annotation, cellular component: spindle microtubule; microtubule organizing center; mitotic spindle. The coding region runs from base 30 to 5117 and encodes 1695 amino acids.